Messenger RNA from Nymphaea colorata (pocket water lily), 1684 nucleotides. RefSeq lists its product as uncharacterized. NCBI's taxonomy places the organism in Eukaryota, Viridiplantae, Streptophyta, Magnoliopsida, Nymphaeales, Nymphaeaceae. The transcript has 10 exons. The coding region runs from base 106 to 1386 and encodes 426 amino acids. Gene Ontology annotation, cellular component: cytoplasm. The record is from RefSeq and is a predicted model, not a curated record.
GAGAUUUUUGUACUUCUCUUCGUCACCCCGAAGCGUGUUCCUCGGGCUCUGCUGAACUGGGCCUAAACCCUAGGGCUUUACUCUCUCUCUCUCCUGAUUGUGGCCAUGGCCUUCAAGGUCUUCCUCUGCUGCAAGUCAGCAUCGAAAUCCUUGAACCAGUUUUUCCUUCAGUCUCCUUCAUCGACCUUCUUCCCACCCUUCUCCUCGUUCUUUGGAGUUAUCUGUUCCUUCUCUUCUCGAUCGAGCAGCCCUUGGAAUCAUCCCCAAGUUCACCCACUUAGGUCCAUGGUGACAUCGUCCCAUCCUCGCUACGACGUUGCCGAAGCCGUCUCCGCCGCCCUUGAGCCCGACUCUCGCGUUCCCGCCACCGUGAUCACUGGUUUUCUCGGCUCCGGAAAGACUACACUGUUGAACCACAUCUUAACUUCUCAACACGGAAAGAGAAUUGCUGUUAUAGAGAACGAGUAUGGAGAAGUGGACAUAGAUGGCUCAUUGGUGGCUAGCCAUAAUAGAGUGGCAGAGGACAUUAUUAUGGUUAAUAAUGGCUGCCUUUGCUGUACUGUACGAGGGGAUCUUGUUAAAAUGUUGUUGAAGCUAGUCACAAAGAAGAAGGGCAUGUUUGACCAUAUUAUCAUAGAGACGACAGGUCUUGCAAAACCAGGCCCUGUUAUUGAAACAUUUUGUACAGAUGAUUUAGUCUCACGACAUAUAAAACUUGAUGGUGUUGUUACACUAGUUGAUAGUAAGCAUGCCACACGACAUUUGGAUGAGGUCAAACCAAGGUGGGUGGUUAAUGAAGCUGUUGAACAAGUUGCAUACGCUGAUAGGAUUAUUUUGAACAAGAUAGAUUUGGUUACUGAAGCAGAACUGAAGGCAUUGAGAAAGAGAAUUAAGCUCAUCAAUGGGAUGGCUCAAACCAAAGAAGCAAAAUUUGGUGCUGUUGAUAUGGAUUUUGUUUUGGGAAUUGGUGGAUACGAACUUGACAGGAUUGAACGUGAAAUUGAAGGGGAUGUAACUGAAGAGUCCAGUAAGCAUGAUAAGCAUUGUCAUGAUGAUGAUCAUGGGCAUCAUCAUGACCAUGUUCAUGAUGAUGCUGUCUCUUCUGUGAGUAUUGUUUCUGACAAGACUCUGGAUCUUGAUGAGGUUAAUGAUUGGCUUGAGAUGGUGGUGGAAGAAAAAGGGGAUGAUUUGUACCGUUUGAAAGGUGUGCUUUCAGUAAAUGAUGCUUGUGGUAGAUAUGUCGUUCAGGGUGUACAUUCAAUGUUGGACGGUUGCCCAGCCAAGCCAUGGGGCCCUGAUGAAAAGAGGGAAAGCAAGCUGGUUUUCAUUGGCAAGAAUUUGGAUGAAACUGCCUUGAGAAAAGGCUUCAAUGGUUGCAUAGCCUGAAAGCACAUUUAGCAGUUUUACCAUUUAAAGGACUUGAGAACCUGGAGAAGAGAGGAACUGAAAAAGCAAGCAAGACUCAUCUUUCAAGAGGCGCAAGUUCGUUACACCUUACUCUGGUUGGACUAGAAGCAAGUUGCGCUUGGUAUGAUAAGGUCAGGAAAUGCUGAAUUGCUUGAUUAUGUUCUGUUUUGAACUGACUGGAUUAAGUUGGUGGUGUGGAGGCUCUAUUUUUUUGCCAGUCAGAUGAGUGAUAACUAAUCAAAUUGAGAUCAAUGUAAGUUGUGCAAAUGAGUAUUCA